Zingiber officinale is the source of this 1569-nucleotide messenger RNA. Its product is annotated as transcription termination factor MTERF4, chloroplastic-like. The record is from RefSeq and is a predicted model, not a curated record. Gene Ontology annotation, molecular function: double-stranded DNA binding. The transcript has a single exon. Bases 49 to 1566 code for a protein of 505 amino acids. Gene Ontology annotation, biological process: regulation of DNA-templated transcription. Lineage: Eukaryota; Viridiplantae; Streptophyta; Magnoliopsida; Zingiberales; Zingiberaceae.
UUCAGCUGCGCAAAACCCUACGUCUCCAUCCCUAUCGCCUCCUCCUCCAUGAAUCUUGUGCUCCGGCGAAAGCUGCCGUCUUUCUCCGCCUAUCUCUUCCUUAUUCCGGCCCCAAUCCAUCAUGCUGAUUCGGCGAUCGGAGACUCCUUCGCGGCCGAACGCCGCUUCUACUCCACGGUGCUGGAGAAGAAGAGCUCCCCUUCCUCCUCCGACGCCUCCAAGUUCCCCGAGUACCAGCUUCCGUCAGUGACCUGGGGCGUCGUCCAAGGCCGCAAGGAGCGCCUCGUUUCCCGCGUCAUCAUCUCCGACUACCUCAAGUCCCUCGGCAUCGUCCCCGACGAACUCGCUGACCUCGAGCUCCCUUCCACUGUCGAGGUCAUGCGCGAGCGCGUCGAGUUCCUUACUCGCCUCGGCUUAUCCAUUGAUGACCUCAACGCCUACCCACUCGUCCUCGGCUGCAGCGUCCGCAAGAACAUUAUCCCCGUGCUCGGCUACCUCGAGAAGCUCGGCAUCCCCCGUGCUCGCCUCGGUGAUUUCGUCCGCGCUUAUCCGCAGGCCCUCCAUGCCAGCAUUGUCGUCGAGCUUGUCCCCGUCGUCAAGUGCCUCCGAGGCCUCGACGUCGAGCGCUAUGACAUCCCCUACGUCCUCCAGCGAUACCCGGAGCUACUAGCAUUCAAGCCUGAGGGAACCAUGAGCACCUCCGUUGCAUACCUCGUGAGCAUUGGCGUCUGCCCCAGGGACAUCGGUCCCAUGGUCACCCAAUUCCCUUUCCUCCUUGGCAUGCGCGUUGGCACUACCAUCAAGCCCCUCGUCGAGUACUUGAUCUCGCUCGGUAUCAACAAGCAGAUCCUCGCUCGAAUGCUUGAGAAGCGACCCUACAUCCUCGGAUACGAUCUGGAGGAGACGAUCAAACCCAAUGUGGACACUCUUUUGAGCUUCGGUGUGCACAGGGAGCUCCUUCCAUCAGUCAUUGCUCAAUUCCCUCAGAUUAUUGGACUGCCCCUUAAAGCCAAGCUCUCGAAGCAACAGUACUUCUUCAACUUGAAGCUGAGAAUUGAUCCCGACGGGUUUGCUCGGGUGGUUGAGAAGAUGCCUCAAAUUGUAAGCCUCCAGCAAAAUGUGAUCUUGAAACCUGUGGAAUUCUUACGAGGCCGUGCCUUCUCUGAUGAAGCUAUUGCAAAAAUGAUCAUCAAGUGCCCUCAGGUUCUCGCUUGUCAGGUCGGGCUCAUGAAGAACAGUUACUAUUACUUCAAGAGCGAGAUGAAGCGGCCUAUGGAGGAGCUGUUUGGUUUCCCGGAAUAUUUCACCUACAGCCUAGAAUCACGAAUUAAGCCUAGAUACCAGAAGCUUGCAAAUAAAGGAAUCAGGUGUAGUCUAGAUUGGUUACUGAAUUGUAGUGAUAAGAGGUUUGAGGAGAGGUUGCAAGGGGAUUAUAUCGAAGCAGAUGUACCAGGGCCUUCUUUUAUUAUGGGUGGAAAAUUAGAGAUGCCAGGAAGCCAAUUGGUUUCAGAGGAAGAGGAUGACAGUGAUGUCGAAGUGCUUUACCGGCGUACCAUUUCACUUUAGCAG